Molecule: messenger RNA, 1044 nt
Organism: Stylophora pistillata
Lineage: Eukaryota; Metazoa; Cnidaria; Anthozoa; Scleractinia; Pocilloporidae
Product: QRFP-like peptide receptor
Biological process (GO): G protein-coupled receptor signaling pathway
Cellular component (GO): membrane
Molecular function (GO): melanocortin receptor activity
Source: RefSeq, a predicted model, not a curated record
AUGUUGACCGAUUCAGCCCAGACUGCGAUCGCUGCGGUGUUUUCUUUGCUGGUAAUCACAGAUAUCGUGGGGAACACUCUGGUUUGCGUUGUUAUAAUUAAAAACCAAGACAUGAGAACACCAAUGAACUAUUUGCUGGUCAAUUUGGCUUUUGCUGAUAUCCUGGUAGCGCUGUUUAUAGCACCACAGUUCGUUCUGAUCCACACUUUUCAGCAUCCUGACGGGAUUUUAGGAAGAUUCCUGUGUAAAUUCUUGACCGGUGGAAACUUCAUGUGGACAGGAGCGACUGCAUCUGCUUUUAGUCUGGUCGUUAUCGCAUUUGAGCGUUACUUCGCUGUAAUGCACCCUUACAAUAAUACAGGGAAACUGACGCAUAGAAAACUUAAAAUCAUCAUUCCUGUUCUUUGGAUUUCUGCACUGAUUUUAAACACGCCUCUCUUUUUGACGUCCUACUUCGAUAAAGAAAACGAAUUUUGUAUGGAAUACUGGCCUAAGAAAUGGAUGCCCAAGGCUUUUAGUGUAGCUUGGUUUGUUCUACUUGGAGUUCUGCCGAUGUUGGUAAUGACUGGCCUGUACUCUAGAGUUGUCUACGCUCUGUGGAUCAAAAACGAAGAGCGUGUUAAUGGAACUCAACAGGGUGUCAUGAGAGUGCGAAAGCGCGUCACAAAAAUGGUUGUUGCAGUUAGUAUCAUUUACGGACUCUGUUGGACUCCAGACCUCGUCAUCUACGCCAUGAUACACUUCGGCUCCAAGCACAAUCUUGGUGACGCAGCUGACGUCAUAUCCAUUGUUUUGGUCGUGUGCAACUCGACCGUUAAUCCCUUCAUUUACGCCUAUGUGAACAGUCGUUUCAGGAGACAUAUCAAAGCUCUGUUGUGUUGCUAUGGUAGUGGUACUGACAGUAACAGAGUUCAUGCAAUGGGAAGAGGCAAUGAAACCUCGAGGACGAAUUCAGGGAUUAAUGCCUCGACCAUCCAGGGAGAAAUUCAGUCUUUGAGCCAUCGCGAUGUUACUCUGUUCCAUGUGUCAAGAACAGAUAACUAG